UAUGGAACAAGAUAAGAGACAUUGCAUACAGCCUACCUGCAGACAGGAUACUUCCAUCUAUUAUGAUUCAGCUAAAGGCAAAUACUAGAGGUUUGGGGCACUUGAGAAUUGUACCAUCUGCUAAUUGGAGUGCAGAGGUCUGGGACCAAAGCAGAAAAGUUGAGAGGCAUAUAGUGAAGUUAAAUCAAAGGACCUGUACAUGUCUUGAAUGGCAGCACACUGGUAAGCCAUGUCAACAUGUAUUGACCUUUUUAAGUAGCCAACGGGGACUUGACCUUGAACAGUUUGUGCAUGAAUACUACUCAGUGGAUAGAAUUAGGGCUGCUUAUGGUAGAGAGAAUGAGCCAAUGACAGAUAAAACACAAUGGCCAAGGGUGGAACUACCAUUUGUUGUUGGUGCACCUCUUGCUAAUGGAGAUGCAGGGAGACAAAGAAAACAUAGGCUGAAAGGAUUUAUGGAGGGUGGCCACAAGAAGAAAACUGCAAAAGAUGGUGAAGGUUCAUCCGAAGUUGCAGGAGCAAAUGGAGGUGACAAUGGUACUGCCCCAAUCAAUGCAAAGGGACAGAAAAUGAUUAGAGGACCUAUGACCGGCGCGAGGUGUGGUGAAAAGGGUCACAGGCAAGCAAGUUCUAAGUGCAAACUCAAUGGGACAGCGAAAAAGAGGAAGUGGAAGCAACCAAGUAAGAAUGUUACAAAAGCUGUGCCAGAAGAACAUAGCACGCCAAAUAGGCCAACAAGAGAAGCAAUACUACGGAAUAGUCCAGGAAGGAGUACUAGAAGCAAGCUUGCAUCCUUAUUAGGAGAGGGCAACUCUUCACAACCUGCCGCUACUAGUAGUCUUGAAAGGAUGCCUACUGCGGCCGCACCAAAAAAGAUGACUCCAAAAAGGAGGCUUCGUAUUGGAUGA
Messenger RNA from Panicum virgatum (switchgrass), 908 nucleotides. RefSeq lists its product as uncharacterized. The coding region runs from base 63 to 908 and encodes 281 amino acids. The transcript is spliced from 3 exons. Gene Ontology annotation, molecular function: zinc ion binding. Lineage: Eukaryota; Viridiplantae; Streptophyta; Magnoliopsida; Poales; Poaceae. The record is from RefSeq and is a predicted model, not a curated record.